Messenger RNA from Alternaria incomplexa, 933 nucleotides. RefSeq lists its product as uncharacterized. The record is from RefSeq and is a predicted model, not a curated record. Lineage: Eukaryota; Fungi; Ascomycota; Dothideomycetes; Pleosporales; Pleosporaceae. The transcript has a single exon. The coding region runs from base 1 to 933 and encodes 310 amino acids.
AUGAACGAUCGCGGAUCUUACUUUUAUCGAUGCUACUCGCACAUCAGCGCUGGCGGCCUCAUUUCUGGCAAAGGUCCAGGGCAAGCACGUCCAUUAGGCGACGACCUUCUCCCUGAGUUCAUCAAUCAUUUGGUUCUUCACACAACGAAGCCGACUGCCCUUGUCUCUGUCAGCAGCCGCAUGAUUGAUACCCUCAGGCGCGCCUUCAACAAAUGUUACAAGGACGGAGAAGACGCGAGCCAGAUCUGGAUCGCGUUCUUCUACGUGCCGUAUGCAGACGAGUAUGCCUAUCAUCACGCGGAGGAUUUAGCCGAGAAAUUUAAGAUGAAGAACUCCAGGCGACUGCGAUACGAGUAUAUUUUCGAAUGGGAGAUACCAAAGAAAUACUUCAUUCAUGAACUCUCUGUGGAGACGCUCAUGAAGCGCGGAUUCAACAUGAGCGAAUUCCUCGUCGAUGACGAUUUUGGCGGUGUUGUACUCCCUUUCAUAUCAGGAUCUACGAAAGAGAGAAGUGUCGCAUCUCCAGGAACCUCCAUACCAGGAUUGAAAAUCGACUUCGCAAAAGCAAUCUUCAAAUCAUCGGACAACGCACACGAAGUCGGUAUAUACCUAGGACUUCUUGCGCGGUCUUUUGGAGCUCGUUCACCACUGCACCAGAUCAUUCUGCAGCUUCAACUCGAUUGCUUUCGCAUAAAUCCUGUCAACCCCGAUGAUCAAUUAUUCAGGUUCUCAUACGAUGAUGAUUUUCCUGCCAUCGAAAACGGUGUUGACGAGGUCUUAAUCGAUUGGUGGCUGACAGAUCCCGAUUUCUGCGUCGAAUACGAAGAUCAUCUGGCUUGGGCCGAGCAGAUAAGGGAAGGUGUCGAGACUGAAGGGGAGCUGUACAAGACAGAGAUGCAGAUCGAGGAAGCUGCUAUCGAGCUAGGGUUGUGA